AGCAGCAUGGGUGAAUGAAAGGUGUAGAAGCUGCUAGCGUAGGAAGUCUAUGUUGCCUUGAACUUGAUAAUUGACCUUAGUUAUAAAAUAAAAUAAUCAAAAUGCACGAGAGGCUUCUUCCAGCUUCCCCUAACUGGUAUUGCUCGCGCUGCAGCGACGUAAAUAGUGACGGUAUACUAGGUUUUGGAGCUAAAAACACAAUCUACUUGUUAAAAGUAACAGCAACAUCACCAACAGUUUUGGGCGAACUGAAUGGUCACACCGAGAGAGUUUCUGGAUUCGCCUUUUGCCGGCACGAUGGCCAAGAAAACAUUUGCGCGAGCACUUCAGAUGAUAAGACAGUUAAAAUAUGGGACAUUGAUCAGAAAGCCUUAUUGACAGAGCAUUCUGUUCAUCAAAGCAUCAUUUCCGCCAUCCAUUGGUCUCCAGUGGAGAAGGGUCUCGUGGUCUCAGGAGAUGAGAAGGGAAUUGUAGUGUGCUAUUGGCAUGGCAGAAAUGACACCCACAGUUUCUUCCCUGAGCCCAGAACAAUCUUUUGCUUGACAUGUUCGCCACAUAACGAGAACUAUGUUGCAGUUGGGUACAAGGAUGGAAUGAUUGCAUUGAUAGAUAUUAGCAAGAAGGGAGAGGUGGUUCAUCGACUGCGCGGUCACGAAGAGGAGAUACAUGCUCUGACCUGGUGCCCUGAAGCCAAAGAGGAAGCUCUGUAUAGUCUUCAAGAGGACAACACUGAUUCGUCCAACGGGCUAAAAGAUGCUGAGGUGGGAGGCUACCUGGCUUCAGGUAGUCGGGAUCAGACUGUUCGAAUCUGGAGCACAGCCAGAGGCAAAGGCGUGAUGACCCUGAAGCUGCCUUUUUUGAAGAGGCGUGGGGCAGGAGUGGACCCUGGGGUGAAAGAGAGGCUCUGGCUAACUGUGCACUGGCCUAAUGGAAGACCUUCACAAAUCAUAUCCAGUUGCUUUGGUGGUGAGCUGGUGGCGUGGGACCUCAUAAAGUCUGGCAAGCAGAAGUGGACCUUGCUGGGCGGCUCAUCCGAUAGUCAGAACCACAGCCGCAUCGUCUUCAACGUGAACUCGCUGUGCUUGGAGGACAGGGAGCUACUAAUCAGUACCUCUAUGGACAGAGAGAUUAAGUGCUGGGACCUGGCCUUGCUGGAGUGCUGCUGGACUCUGCCCACACUUGGAGGUUUCGUCUAUGCUAUAGGCUUUUCUCCUGUGGCAACAGGCUGCCUUGCACUCGGGGUCGGAGACAACAUGAUCCGCGUGUGGAACACUCUGUCCGUCCAGAAUCCAUAUGACACCAAGACCUACUGGCAGGGCAUCAAGUCCAAAGUAACAGCGUUGGCAUGGCAUUCAGUGAAGGAAGGUUCCUUAGCCUUUGGCACAGAUGAUGGCAAAGUGGGCAUCUAUGACGCUUACUCCAACAAGCCUCCACAGAUCUCCAGCACGUUCCACCGCAGGACAGUCUACUGCCUUGGCUGGGGACCUCCCAUUCCACCUCUGUCAUUUGGAGGGUCAGGAGACAGACCCUCCUAUAGCCUUUACAGUUGUGCUGGAGAAGGCAUCAUCUUGCAGCAUGACCCCUGGAACCUGUCAGGAGAGGCCACCAACAUUGACAAGCUCAUUCGUGACACGAACAAUAUUAAACACAAGCUCUCCCCACACACCGACCUGAGCUGGAAACCUGAUGGGAAAGUUUUAGCCAUUGGGAAUGAGGAUGGCUCCAUCGAGGUGUAUGCUGCUCCCAACCUAAAGUUGCUCUGCUCCGUGCAGCAGCAUCACAAGAUCAUCAAUGCACUGCGCUGGCACCACCCGCACUCGGGCCGGCCCGAGCUCCGAUGCCUGCUCGCCUCAGGCUCCAGCAAUGCCCUAGUCUAUGUCCAUGACCUCUGCAGCGCCAUCGAGAACCCGUCCGAGAGCCCAGUGCUGGUGACUGAGGCCUUCCGCAGUCUGUCUGGCCACACAAACAAGAUCACCAACCUGGCAUGGAGCCCACACCACGACGGCCGCCUGGUGACCGUCAGCUACGACGGUACAGCCCAGGUGUGGGAUGUGUUGAAGGAGGAACCCAUUUGUAACUACAGGGGUCAUAGCGGGCGCCUGCUUUGCGUGCAGUGGUCCCCUGUCGACCCCAACCUGGUGUGGACAGGCGGCGACGACUUUACUGUCCAGGAGUGGGCUGUAUCCAAGCAGGAGCAUGUCAGACCUCCCAAGAGAGUUCACGUUCUAGUAGGCAGGAGGCGUGUGGAGUUGGAGAAAAAGAAGGUGCCACAGAAGAAAACCAAGAAGAAGAAGAAGGCAAUUGGGAAGGGUGGGGCAAAGGUGGAGGAGAACGAAGCCCCCAUUGGAGAGGAGGAGAAAGGAGCAGCGGGCAGCGGACUGGAUGAAGGCCAGUCUUACGACGAAGACGAGGAGGGAGGGUGUGUGAGCAUCUCCACUGCCCUUGGUUUGUCUAAGGAGACCAAUAAGGACGUGUGUGGAGCAGAGAAAACACACAACGGGGGGAAAUCUUUCCUAGCAGUGAAGAAAGAUGUAAAGGAUGAAAAGAAAAAGGAAAAAAUAGAGCUGCCCCUGAAGAAGAGGAAACCACGCUCCAUCCUGCCCCUCAGCACCUCCAUGGAUCAUCGGCCCAAAGAGGAGCUGCAGCAGGACUGCCUGGAUCUGGCAUCUGUCACGCACGCAAAGGGUGAGGUUGCAGGCUGUGUACCAGGCACAGGGGAACACAUCCAGCUUGGCCUGUUCACAGACAGGGAGGCCCUCUUCCAGAUGUUUAAGGAAGAAGAGGAGAGUCAUGUGGAGGCAGGUCACUAUGAUUCUAUGAUGUAUCUGAGGCUGUGGAAAGGCGAUCUGAUUGGAGCGCUGAAUCUGGCUACUGAGAAAGGAGAGCUGACGGACCACUUGGUGAGCUUGGCACCUAUGGCUGGCUAUCAGGUCUGGGCCAAGACGGUGGAGUCCUAUGUGAAGCAGUUGUGUAUGCAGGAGCAGUUCCUCAAAGCCGCCUCCCACCUGGUGUCCGUCCACAAGCUAUACGAAGCCAUCGGCCUACUCAAAGCUCACCAGCUGUACAGGGAAGCCAUAGCGCUGGCAAAAGCCCGGCUGCGGGCAGAGGACCCCGUGCUGAAGGAUCUUUACAUGACCUGGGCUGCUGUGCUGGAGAGGGAUGGCCAUUAUACUACUGCUGCUAAAUGCUAUCUUGCUGCAGAUGCCAGUUUUGAUGCAGCCAAGGUCAUCGCUAAGAAAGGGGAUGUCAUGUCGCUGAAGACGGCUGCCAACCUGGCAAAGAUCGCCGGGGAGAGCAACCUGUCCCAGUCUCUGUCCCUGAGAUGUGCCAAGGACCUGAUGCUCUCGCAAGACUGGCUGGCGGCGCAGGAUAUCUUGAGCAAACAAGACACCUUACUGGGUCACAGGCUUCAGUUCUGCGUGAGCGAGAUGCUCACUCGUUGUCUGGCACACACCGGCGUGGUGACCUGGAGCCUCACCUCCAUGCAUGCCUGGUCUGAACCCGCUGACGAGGGCUUCCUAGCUGCUGUGUGCAGGGUGUGGAAGAAUGUGUUUGGUCUCGUCCCCACUGACCUGGACGAGAUGAGAGCACUUCAUCAUCAGCUGAGAGCCAUAGAAAACCCACCUGCCACAGCCAGUGUGCCCAUGAAGCAGCUCCUGUUUCAUGUGGCUUUGGACGUAGCUCUUUCUGUGCUCAGUCAGCUGCUGGGUGACUGGGCUUCCGUAGUGGAGGAGCUUCUACGAGCUGUCACUCGGGGGUUUGAGGCAGGCCAUUUCACUCUAAUGACUGAGAUGUGCGAGCUUCUCCUGCCCCAAGGUAUGGAUUCUGUAGAGGUGUAUAAGCGAAGACUAAUGAAAGAUGAUGAAGAAAGCUUGGAUGUUUACCAAAGUCUGGAGGCUUUUGUCUGUUACCAGUUCAUGUACAGAGACUGGUGGAGGCACAGCUGCUGUAGCAACACAAACUCCCAUAGCACUGAAGACAUGAAUGGUCAAACACCAGUGGAGAAUGGAGACCCAAACCACGAAACAAGAACCACAAUACAGUCAAAGGACCAAGAUGUUGAAGCCACUGUGAGGUCUAAGGGCUCAGUUGGGGAAGGCUUCUGGAAGAUUCUUCUUUCUGAGCCCCAUGCCAACCUUCAAGCCACUCAGAGAGCCAUAGAAGACAUUCAGAGCAGAGUGAGCCUCCUGGUCCAACAUCACCAUCCCCAGGAACCCCAGCCAAACCUGUGCGCACUGCCACAGACUGGCUUCUGUGAUAUCACUCAGGAGCCAAGUAGCUUGGAGGGACCUGUAGGCUUGGAGAGCAAGCAAAGAUCUUCUGUUGCAGAGAGCGAGUCCUUUCCUGCCCUGGUUGUACAGGUUACUGAGCAUCAGAAAAGGAUUGCUGCUAUCCCCGAUCAUCUGAAAAAAUACCCAUUCCCUGAUGUCCUUGAAUGUUGUAUUGUCCUCUUGUACAUGAAUAAGCACUUUGGAGUAAUUCCCCGUCAUGUGUGUGUGGAGGCAAGCAGUUUGUUGGUUAGAUAUGGAUCUACAAGUUCUCUCCAUAAAGCUUGGCAGAAACUCACUUUAUAAUAAUUUUACUGUCUAAAGAGCACUUACACAUUUCUCACUGAUAGGUAUAUAUUUGUAUUUUUGUUUAGGCACACUUACCUGACAAAUGGUCAGUUAUAUUGCUGUCAAAACAUGAAUCAACAUGUUUUUUCCUAAUUGUUUUAAACUGUCAAUAUUAAAGGUACAAGGGUAAGAAUGUA
Electrophorus electricus (electric eel) is the source of this 4753-nucleotide messenger RNA. It is a transcript of the gene gemin5, whose product is annotated as gem (nuclear organelle) associated protein 5. Gene Ontology annotation, cellular component: nucleus; SMN complex. The record is from RefSeq and is a predicted model, not a curated record. Gene Ontology annotation, biological process: spliceosomal snRNP assembly. Lineage: Eukaryota; Metazoa; Chordata; Actinopteri; Gymnotiformes; Gymnotidae. Gene Ontology annotation, molecular function: mRNA 3'-UTR binding; protein binding.